GGCUGUGCUGUUUGUGUCAUCGUUUUUGUGGACAGCUGCUCCUCCGAAAUCAUCUUUUUUUUAGCACCAACAAGUAGACAUUGCAAGAAGUACGAACCCACCGGCAAAGGUGUAGGUCACUCCAUUAAAAAUUCUAAAUUUGAAGACGUCUCAGCUGCUUUAAGUGCUCCCCAUGUGCAUCCAUUGCUGCCGCCUGCGCCGGACACCGUGUCCCCCAAUCCCCUACAGCUGUCCCCAUUGCCCGGUGCGCACCAUCUCCAGCAGCUGUCCGCUGAGCCGUCGGUCCUCCAGUGCAAAUCCCUCUCUGUUGACCAGGCCUGAAGACCCGCCAUCUGAUCCGUGUGACACCUUGCCAGCGCGCUGGCUGGAGGUCAAUCGUCGGGUGAUUUACGGCCUGGCUAAGAGAAUAAAUCGAUCCCCGGAAGCAGCUCACUAUGCGGUGCUACUUUUGCUAUACGCCAACUAUGGAAAAGUGAUGAUGAUAGAUCGAAAACGUCGAUCUUUCCGGUUACCCAAAUGUGACACCUCGGAGCAGGAUAUAUUUCCUACCAGAGGAUCACUCUUUAAUGACGAUGGCUUCAUCGCUGAUCCGAUGGCCCCGGAAACACUUGGCAAACUACUUCGCAUGUUGCAGGACUAUAUCUCCAGGUUGAGGCAGCUGAACUACAAGUUUAAAUGGUAUCGAAAUGGCGAGGAUCGAGAAGAAAUACUCUGUCUAUUGGGCGAACAGGAUGAACUAGUGCGUCUGCUGAGAUCACUCUUUGGGGACAGUCGUGUGGUCUCCAUUCCACAACUGCUGCGGGCCCUCCACGACCUGGACUUGAAUUAUUUUUAUGGCAAGUUACCGUUGGUAAAGUCGCCUUGGCCGGUAAAAAGUAUAUCUAAACUCUAUUCGGAGGUGGUGGACCCCUACAAAUCUAAGAAAAAUUCAUCGGAAUGCAGUAGCAGUAAAACUUCAGAAAAUCAAAUCCAAGAGGUAACAAUACACACAAUCAUUUCUCCAAAAAAACCACCACCCAAGCCCCACAGUAAAGGAAAGAAGAGCACGGGCACAGAGCGUCCGGGUGGCAGGAGUGCUAAGCAUCGAGUGCGUCACAAGCACAAUGAUGAACAGGUGAUAACACUAGAGUCCAUGGCCAGAAAAUCUCCUCCUGCCUACUUGCCACCUGAGAUGCCGAGGCUCCUCUACGAACCUUAUGACUCAAGGAAGAGUUCCACUUGGCGAUCCCGCUACUCGGGAGCCGAGCGACUGCUUUCGGAUGGUCGGAUUGCCAAUCGACGUGUGGGGCACUACAUGGACACGGAUAAGCAGUGGGAACUAAACAAAGUGCAAGACGCGAAGUGGUCCGUGGAAAACGAGAAGGACUAUGGGGAUAUGUUCGGCGCUGAUAUGAAAAGGAGGAGAAGCACGCGAAAGAGCUUGAUCGGCGACAAAAGAAAAUCGUUAGCCGACAGAUAGCCAGGUUAUGGUUAUGCCAACUGAUCCAACUUUACAGAAGCUUGGAACAGUUUGUCUAGCCAUUGGUGGCUCUCUCGGGUCCAUAUAUUUUUGGCAAGACAAAAAAUUUUGAUCUAUAUGUGUGUUGUUUUAGUAUUUGAGGGAUAAGUACACAAAAAUAUAAAUAUUUUAAUUAAAAAGCUAUGAGUGAGUCAAUUAAAGCCCAUUAAUCUUUUAC
Molecule: messenger RNA, 1676 nt
Organism: Drosophila serrata
Lineage: Eukaryota; Metazoa; Arthropoda; Insecta; Diptera; Drosophilidae
Source: RefSeq, a predicted model, not a curated record